UGUUUGAGUCAUGAUUUUGUUACAAAAUAAUGAGCGGGAGCCCUAUACCGACUCAUUUGCAACUGAAAACAAUGAUUCGGAAACUAUACACAUGGUCGAUGUCAAUGGAUGUAAAAAGAAUUCGAUUAAUUUUCAAAUAACAGGUGCUGAUCAAAUAAGCUCCACUGACAAAAAUAAAACCAGUUGCUUUGACCCAACCCUUGGUAAUGAAAUUAUAUCCAAUGAGUUCAAAAGCUGCAGUGGAAAAAUGCAUCUCAACAGUACGUCAAAAGGUCCUUUCCGGCCAUCAGUUUCUGCUGAUUCUUCAUUAUUUCCUGCUACAAUUGGUGCUGUAGUUUGGGCAAAAUUGAAAGAGUUUCCGUGGUGGCCUUGCAUCGUUGUUAAAGACUCCUCUUGUGGUGAUGAAUUUAUCGGCAAUAAUAUGAAGAGUAAAAAUAAUGAGAAUGUAGUUAUAGUAAGAAGUAAUUAUUGCGUAGUUUCAACCCUGGGCACGUAUUGCUCUGAGCAUUCAAUUCAUAAUGACCACGUACAACAUUAUCACUCUGCAAUGGAUUACAACAUAUUGAAUCAAGAGACCCGAUUACUGAGAAAUUGUAUUGCGCCGAAUAAAACUGACAAGAGUCAGAUGUCGCCUAAGAAGAUGCGCCAAGCUUGGAAAAGAGCUAUUUUAGAUGCCAAUGAAUUAAAAAGUGUCCUUAACGUUGAAAAUCGACUCAAUCUUUUUUUCACUCGGUUUCCGAACAGAAAGUAUCUACUGCCUGAAGUGUUAGUUAGAACCUUACAUUUUGAGCGAAAACCAGAUGUCCCAUUAGUUUGGAGAAGCUUUGCACAGUUAUCCGAUGAACCAAGCUCUUUGCAUCUUGCAAUCCAGAAUUCACGAAAAAGAAAACUCGCUUCUAAUAGUAAAAUUAAUGGACGCAGGGAAGAUUUUUUGCAUGAGAUAUUGAGUGGGAGUCAUAUGAACUUUGAUACGGAUUCAAGCAGCGAAAGUGGAUCGGUGGACGGGAGAAAAGCGAAGCAGAAAAUGAAAUCCUUCUCAGCGGAGCUGGCUCCUUUUAAAGUCACUUCAACUCUAGAAGCGUUAAACAAAAAUCCUUCUCUUAAAGACUAUUCAAAAAGUCUUUCCAAUCCACAGGCAGCUAGAGGUCGACCACUCAAGCUGGCAAGUAAGAGAACGCUUGAAUCUACAAUUGAAUUUACAAAAGAUAGCGAGAAAUUGGAUGCAUAUUUUUCACCUGUGGACUGGAGCUCAAUUUUGUCUAAUGUGGCUUUUUUCAAAAAUAGUGUUUGUGUGGUGUGUGAGUUGGCGGGAGAAUUGCUUUUGUGUCGCGUUUGUGUUUUGUUUUAUCAUCGAAACUGUUAUCAGUAUCUCUACAAUGAUGACGAAUGUCCAGAAAACGCUGCAGAAUUUACAUGUAAAGAGUGCAGGAAUGGAGAAGUGUUUUGUUUUGCGUGUAUGGAGGAAAUUGAAGCGCCAAGAAAUGACGAAUCCGUUUUGUUUUGUUCCAUAAAACUGUGCCGAAAAUACUAUCACAGAAACUGUGCAGAGAAAUUCAAGGUGCGCUUAGACAGCGACCAGGAAUCGGAGAAUCAGUUGAACAAUUUGAGCCUCUCUUCAUCCGAGUGCAGUAGUAGUACUAGUGAGGGUGUUGGGAAGAACGAGUUUGUGUGUCCACAGCAUGUCUGUGCGACAUGUUAUGUGGCAGAUCCUCAUGACCUUAACUACUCAAAAGGAAAAUUUAUCAAAUGUCAUAGGUGUCCCCUUGCAUAUCACUCUCAAAAUGACGAAGCAUGUAUCCCAGCCGGGUCCAACAUAGUGUCUUCAGCCCAUCUGGUGUGUCCCCUGCACUUCAGAAUGCCCCAGAAGAACAUCAAUGUAAACUGGUGCUUCUUCUGCUCAGAAGGAGGACAGCUAGUCUGCUGCGAAUUCUGUCCCGCCGCUUUCCACAGAAGCUGUUUGCCCAAGAGUGAAAUUAUCCAUGAUCAGAAACACUGGCUCUGUGAAAAUUGCAGGUGUGGAAGUUUCCCCAAAUAUGGAGACGUUGUCUGGGCAAAGCUGGCCCAAUUUCGAUUUUGGCCAGCUCAAGUCGUACAUCCUUGGUUGAUUCCGGAAAAUGUGAUGCGGGCAUCAAGCAGUAUAGGAGAAUACGUGGUAUACUUCUUCGGAACCUACAACUACUCGUGGCUGCCUGGGCACCGAGUGUUCCUUUACGAGCAAGACGACGACAAAUCGAGACAAAAUCAGUCUGGUCCUAAUGGUCUGCAGAAAGGAUACAACAGAGGCGUUCAGGAGGCCGCAAUUGCCUAUAGGGCGUUCUGUACGCGCAAUGAGCAGAAAAUCAUAGAUGCCCAGAAGAAAUUAGACGAUAGUGGCAAACCGCCGGCCUACAAGUAUAUGCCCCAGAACAGACCAGUAUAUCCGGUUAAGAUCAAAGCGUGUGCUGUAGAGGACAACUCGGUGUGCUCGUGCAAGCCGACAGAUGAGGAUCCCUGUGGACCCGAGAGCAACUGCAUGAACAGAAUCACUCAGUUCGAAUGUCAUCCCGCAACUUGUCCCGCUGGAGCUGACAGGUGUGGCAACCAGAGGUUCAAGAUGUUCCAGUACAGUCCUACUGAGAUCUUCCGCAGUGAUCAGAAGGGGUGGGGAUUGAGGGCCACUGAUGAUAUUGGGGAGGGUGUGUUUGUGGGAGAGUACUGCGGAGAACUCAUCGAUGAAAAGGAGUGUGAGAAACGCGUGAGACAGCAGAACUUGGAGCAGAACUACAACUUCUACUUCUGUGUGCUGGACAGAGACCGGGUGAUAGAUGCCUCCAGGAAGGGCAACCACCUCCGCUUCAUCAACCAUAGCUGCCAGCCCAACUGCCAAACUCAGGUGUGGACAGUGAAUGGGGACCAGCGAGUGGGGGUGUUUACCCUGAGAGAAAUAGAGAAGAAUGAAGAACUCACCUUCAACUACAACCUGGAAACACUCGGUGAGACCAAAAUUCGCUGCUUCUGUGGCGCCCCAGCUUGUUCCGGCUACAUCGGAAUCAAAAACAAGCCAACAGAAGAGACACAAAACAGCAAGAAAGUACCGGGGAGACAGAAGAAAGACAACAAGGCUAAAAUGGAAGGAAUUAGUGACGGUGAACACGUGUGCUUCAAAUGUGGCAAAAUGAUUGCAGAAGGUGGAGCGAAGGUUACAUGUGGAAGGGCGAUGUGCGAGAAAGUGUAUCAUUUUGAAUGUGUUCAAAAAAGAGUGAAUGAGUAUAAAACUAAGAAGUGGAGCUGUGAACGGCAUUCGUGUCACAUUUGUGAAGAGUUGCACGGCAAAUCGAAAGGAGUGCCGAAGAGAGCCGUCUUCAGUUGUGAAGAUUGUGUAAAGGCAGCUUGUGCUCAACAUGCAACAGGUUUCAUUGUAGUAACUGACAUGAAAACAGGGCAGAUGAAAUGCGUAACAUGUGCUCAGAAAACAUCAUUAACAAAUGACAAGCUUUUUAAGGGUGUAGAAAUACAAAAUGAAAGCCUAACUAAUUCGAUGGGCGAGGAAAAUGAAAGAACUGACAGUGCUCGACCCAUGUUAGGUCCUCAUUUUACGCUGGACGAAGACCAGGACUUGGAGAGGUUGACCAGUCAGUGCAUGUUGUCACUGGCGGAAAAAAUAGCGGAAAAGCUGGCACAGAAACGUUCAGAGGACAAUAAUGGUGAUCAAGAAAGUUAUACUAACAGUGCGGUUGAUGAAAUUAUCCCACUUCAUGAUAAGCAGAAGCAAAAGAUAUUUGAGCUCGGAUCUGAUUCAGAGACAGAGACAGAAGUGAGCGUUCUAAAUAAGGCUGAUCCUGAAAUUGAGAUCAAAACAGAAGUUGUUGCUGCAGAAAUACCUGAAAAGAAAGAAAACUUAAUGGAAUUGGCUUCUACAGAACUCGAAAAUGAAAUCAGCACAUCAAUGGAAUCAUGACUACUCGACAAAGCCCACGAAAAUUUAUCCAGAUGAGACAAGCUAACGUAGCUGAGAAUAGGUUACCAGUUUUGCUCUGAAACGUCAGCUUUUUUACAAUUGUCAUCAGCUGAAAAUAUUAUCAGCAGCAGAAUAUACAUGAAAAAACUUUCUGCAACUAUUUGAUUGAACUGACUAUUUAGGCUUUUUAAUUACGUUGAAUUUGAUUUAAGAAUUCAAGUUCGUGAUUAAAACAUUAUCGUCCCUAGUUAAACCCUGAAAAUUCCAACAACCUGCUAAAAAUUUAAUUUCAAGAAAUUGAUUUUUUUUCUCGAAGAUUGAUCUAUCAAGCCUUUUUGAUUAGUUUCAUGUCAUUUUUUAAUGUCCAAUGCAAAUUGGCUUAUUAAUUUUUAUUUAUCUUGUCAAUAUCAAACGUUUUGUUUUUUGAUGCAUUCAAGUUUUGACCGUUGAGUUAUUUAAUAAAAUAUUUUGAAUCA
This is a messenger RNA of Symsagittifera roscoffensis, 4413 nucleotides long. Its product is annotated as histone-lysine N-methyltransferase, H3 lysine-36 specific-like. The coding region runs from base 11 to 3937 and encodes 1308 amino acids. NCBI's taxonomy places the organism in Eukaryota, Metazoa, Xenacoelomorpha, Acoela, Convolutidae. The transcript is spliced from 10 exons. The record is from RefSeq and is a predicted model, not a curated record. Gene Ontology annotation, molecular function: protein binding; histone methyltransferase activity. Gene Ontology annotation, cellular component: nucleus.